Molecule: messenger RNA, 468 nt
Organism: Encephalitozoon cuniculi GB-M1
Lineage: Eukaryota; Fungi; Microsporidia; Unikaryonidae
Product: DNA-directed RNA polymerase II subunit RPB7
Exons: 1
Coding region: 1-468 (155 amino acids)
Biological process (GO): positive regulation of nuclear-transcribed mRNA poly(A) tail shortening; DNA-templated transcription; transcription initiation at RNA polymerase II promoter
Cellular component (GO): P-body; RNA polymerase II, core complex
Molecular function (GO): single-stranded RNA binding; translation initiation factor binding; single-stranded DNA binding
Source: RefSeq, marked provisional
AUGUUUUUUGUUCGAGACUUCGUGCAGAAUAUCCACCUGAGUCCAAACUACUUGGGGCCAAACAUACAGGCUCUUAUAGAAGAAUAUCUACUGAGCAAGGUGGAGGGAUCAUGCAGCUCUAGCGGAUAUGUAGUCAUGGUUCUUAGCAUAGAUGAGAUAAGCGAAAGCAGGAUCAUUUUAACAGGAGAAACUAUAUUUACUGUCAAAUACAAGGCUCUUACGCUGAAACCGUUGAAAGGCGAGGUAAUUGAUGCAAAUGUUGUUGAAACAAACAAAAUGGGUGUAUUUGCAUCUGUUGGGCCUUUAACUGUGUUUAUAUCAAACCAUCAAAUACCAAAUUUUCUCCUAGAAAACGAAAUAACAAAGAAUGUGAUGAUUCGACUGAAAAUCAUAGGAACCAAGAUAGACUCCACGAGGAUAUAUGCGGUUGGAACCCUGAAUGAUGAUUCUCUGGGCAUAAUCUCUUGA